AUGAAGAUCGUCUCAACUCAGCAACAAGGUUGCUUCUCCCACGGCCAAGGAUCUCGCUCCCCCGCGUUGAUUAUGCCCCAAGACCUCGUUGUUCUACGGUCACUGCCACACCAUGGUAGCAACACACAAUGCUGCGACACGGCUGUGGUGGACCCCGCUUUAGUGUCUCCGCCUGGAUAUCAAGGUGGCUCCCUUGCGCAGUCGUCCGCGCCCAAGCUCGCCGCCACCUUCAACAUACUCCUCGGCGUUCAGUCUUUUCCAAACAUCUCCGACUACACUAACAUCAGGCAUUCGCUCAGUCUUCAUCACUCUUUAAAAGCUCAGUAUCCCGUCAGCCUCUCCGCACUUCAGCCCCUGGGCAAGGCCGCGUUCCUCCUUACGGUCUUUCAACCCGACCCAGAGGCGACCAUCGAGCGCAGGCUGGAGCGCCAUGUGCCACAGGCGUAUGCACACUGUCCUAUCUGCCUGGAAUUUAUGGGCCACUAA
Molecule: messenger RNA, 486 nt
Organism: Apiotrichum porosum
Lineage: Eukaryota; Fungi; Basidiomycota; Tremellomycetes; Trichosporonales; Trichosporonaceae
Exons: 1
Coding region: 1-486 (161 amino acids)
Source: RefSeq, a predicted model, not a curated record